UCGUGUUCUGGAAAAGGUGUGAGAGGUACGGAGCUGAGAUUCUGAGUAUUUGGAGAAGCGAGAGAACUAGGGUCAAGGAUUCUUGGGACUCCAAGACGCACUGGCGGGGGAAGGGGGUUGCCGGGAAGAGUUCAAUGUUCGGGUCUUGGAGCCGGACAGCGAGUUUGGAGGUGAAGUCCAGGGGCGUUUGAAAGUCAGGAGACUAGAAGUGGGAGGAAGUAUCAGAAUUAGGAUACGUAGUCUCCCGAACUAGAUCGGAGCAUUGUCGUCUUUGAGCGAUGUGUUCGGAUCUGGGUCUCUGGAUCCAAGGGCAGUUUGGAAGGAGAAUCCCGGACUUUCAAGGAACGGAGGGACUGGCAGAAAGCAAAUUUAGAGCCGGAGUCUGGGGUGGGGGAGGGGUGUUCCGGGCCUGGAGCUCAGACUCGCGGCCCCGGAGGCAAUGGAGGGCGGGGCUCGGCGGGCGCCGGCAGCUGGACGUCCGGGUUCCCUUCCCCCACCCGCCUGUGCCCCUGUGCGCAUGCCCUGAGGGAGAGCGGGGUGAGGGGGGUGGCUCGUCCUCUGGACGGGCGGAGCCCUCUAGGGAUUGUAGUGCGUGCUCGACGUCAAUUCGUGUACCUGGCGGCUGUUGGCCCCCGUUUCCCAGAAGCCCCUGGGCCAAAUUGGGGCGUUCCUGGAUGCUAUGGCAUCAUGGUGGGAGGCUUGAAGAGGAAACACUCUGAUUUGGAAGAGGAGGAGGAGAGGUGGGAGUGGAGUCCAGCAGGCCUUCAGAGCUACCAGCAAGCCCUGCUCCGCAUCUCCCUAGACAAAGUCCAGCGCAGCCUGGGCCCCCGAGCACCCAGCCUCCGCAGGCAUGUCCUCAUCCAUAACACCCUCCAACAGCUGCAGGCUGCACUUCGCCUGGCUCCCGCCCCUGCCCUGCCCCCCGAGCCCCUCUUCCUGGGCGAGGAGGAUUUCUCCCUGUCAGCCACCAUUGGCUCUAUCCUCAGGGAGCUGGACACCUCCAUGGAUGGGACUGAGCCCCCUCAGAAUCCAGUGACUCCCCUUGGCCUCCAGAAUGAAGUGCCACCCCAGCCUGAUCCAGUCUUCUUAGAAGCUCUGAGCUCCCGGUACUUGGGGGACUCUGGCCUGGAUGACUUCUUUCUGGACAUUGACACAUCUGCGGUAGAAAAGGAGCCUGCACGGGCCCCACCAGAGCCUCCUCACAACCUCUUCUGUGCCCCAGGUUCCUGGGAGUGGAAUGAACUGGAUCACAUCAUGGAAAUCAUUCUGGGGUCCUAAAACUGUGAUAGAGGGGAUCCUUCCUCAUGUCAUCUUCGGUGGCCUGGAUCCCUGAAUGCAACUCUGGGUGUGUGUUUUUGUGGGGGCUCGAAGCAGUGACUAUGGCCUCCUUUGUUCCUAUUUCAGGGUUCCACAAACUGUCUUGCAUGUGUGUGUGUGUCUGGUUACCCCGACCUUCUGUGAAGGUGGGUCUUCCUGAAUUAAUUUAUCUAUUCCAAAUGCCUUAACGAGACUCUGUUUCUGGGAGUCUGAUUUUCCACUUACACAUUUCUUCCACCUUUCCUGCUAGUUCCCACUCCCCUGUGACCACUGGGGCCUCAGGGAAGAUAAAGAAAGCUGGGCCUGUCGAAGGAUGACAGGGAUGUGCUGCCAGGUUGCUAUAGAAACCCAGGCUCUGCCUCUUGCACCUUGAGGGGGCGGGAGGGGCUGGUCUCCCUCCAGGCUGAACCCCACUUCCUCGGCAGGACCCCAGUCUCAGCAGCCUCCUGAUUUCAUAACCAGGCCGGACCACGUGCAAUAGGGUGGAAACCAAACUGCUCCAUGCCGCGUUAUUUAAAAGAAAGGCAGAGUUUGUGGUGGCUUUUUUUUUUUUUUUUUGGAUUGUUUGUAAUUUUUUUUUAAUAAAAGUAUUUUGGAAGGAG
Molecule: messenger RNA, 1919 nt
Organism: Gorilla gorilla gorilla (western lowland gorilla)
Lineage: Eukaryota; Metazoa; Chordata; Mammalia; Primates; Hominidae
Gene: SERTAD3
Product: SERTA domain containing 3
Exons: 2
Coding region: 688-1278 (196 amino acids)
Biological process (GO): positive regulation of DNA-templated transcription
Cellular component (GO): nucleus
Source: RefSeq, a predicted model, not a curated record